Messenger RNA from Porites lobata, 15332 nucleotides. NCBI's taxonomy places the organism in Eukaryota, Metazoa, Cnidaria, Anthozoa, Scleractinia, Poritidae. The record is from the annotation of a GenBank genome assembly.
AUGGCGCUCCCAGUUCCGAAAACGAUGUUUCAGCACAUGCUGAAAGAAGGAGCCAAGGUAUGUGUGGAUGUUUAAUAGAUGAAAGCAACUUAUCAUAUUUUGUUAUUCCUUGGUUUAAGUGCUAGUUGAUUGCGAUGGGAUGUAUGGGGUUGUGUGUUAGCUCAAGUCACCUCCAUCACCGGUGGUUUUUGCACGUGCGUUUGGAAGUGUCAGAUUUAACAGAACCAUCACUGAUAAAGUACAUAACGCAACUGUAUUAAGACUUAAGAUUUUGUGAAGGUGACCAGCAAUCUUCGGGAGGGUUUAGGGCUACACAACAGUGAAAGAACCCACUUUUUUGCUCGAAUCACCAUACCUUGGUUUUUUGUUGAGUUGAUGUUCGGCACAGGUUUGUACAAUGUACUUGUGUGUAAACUAUAUUUUAUUGUUACAUUGAAAAUAGGGAGCAAGGGAAACCUUAAGUGAAAAGUGCAGGCUUAUUUCUGGAUUUAUUGGAAUUUGUUACAUUUAGCCAACAUGGUGACAGGGGAUGAAACAGGGGUCAUUUUGAUAACACUUUUACAAUUUAUUAUUGCAACAUUAUAAUUUGCAAGUGAAGAAAUUGUCUUAAAGUCUGAAAUCAAAAGCUACACUUGUAAAGUAAACUUCUAAAAGUUUUAUAAAAUUGACCCCAGGAUUACCGGUAAUGCCUGUAUUAGCCACAAAGCCCAUGAAAUGUUGUCUACACCACCAUGGUCUAUGUCCCCUACUCUUUACAAACAGCAGUGUGGGUUCUUUUCAACCACAAGAACAGUGAAAGAGCUGCAGACUUGCCAACCCCCAAGAGACAAAAAUCUUGAGAUUCUGAACCUAGAGCUGGGAAAAGAAGUGAGAAGUAGGGAAAAGUUGUGAUAUGUCCCAAAUUUCUCAAUGGAAGGACUUCCAGCUGGGAUUAUUGGCAUUAGAAGUCACGUAUCAUUUUAAAGCUACAAUCUUGGAUCAAAUGCAUUUGCUAGGCAUUUUCUUUCGAUUGAGUUUGCUACAGUACCGCUCAAAAGUAAGUUGACACUCGAAGCUCAAAACUCGAGACUUGAUCCUUGUUGGGAAACAAACCUUACUGAUGCUCCUACAAUUAUUUGGAAAAUGACUUUUCCAGAAAGCAUGAGACAUCCAUUGUCAACUUGAGAGAGCCUUUGUUAGCUCCUAAAGUCUUGAGUGUCAAGUUUUUGAGAGCUGGCUUACGGUUUUUCAUCCUGUUUUGACAAGACUAGAAUAUCUAACCAUUUGAAGAUGUCAGAACAAAGGCUGUAAAUUCUUCUCUGUUAUUUAAGAUCCGAAGGGUUAGUCCAGCCAGGGUUAACCGAUGGCAAACUGUCCCUGGUGUAUGGGGGAGUGUAACUAAUGUGAAACCUGUGAGCCAGAAGCAAUUUUGUGAGCUGUGAGCUUGUUUUUGUGUACUAUUUUUUGCAAUAUUUAACCUCCAAAUAGAUGCACUUUAGUUGUUUAGUUAUUUAUCAUGUUUGCUGAAAUCCUGGUUGGAAAAUAUACAGAACAAGUUUUGCUAAGUUUCUGGAUUACUGCAAAGCAGAUGAAUGUGUUUUAAAUAACAAUUAUUUAACAUUAUGUGUGUUUUUAUCAGCAUUACUCAGGUCUUGAUGAUGCUGUUUACAGAAACAUUCAAGCCUGCAGAGAGCUUACACAGAAAACAAGAUCUUCCUUAGGACCAAAUGGUAGGCAUUGAUUUUUUUAAAAUCACCUUUCUGGUUUUUAUACCUAUAAUUGUCUAAGAUGAUUUACUCAUAAUGCGCUUGCUAUUCCUUAGCAUUAAAUGAAAAUUUUAAAGAAUUCAGCAAAAUACAUAAAAAUUUUAAAAUGGGCAGGAUUUGAGUUGAGAGUGCAGAACUGCUAUAUAUUGUGGUGUGAAAUAAUGCAUUGGAUUUUGAUGGCCAUGCAGUAGCCCCCAUCAACCUUCCAUCAAACAUAAUACAUGUAAUUUCAAAAUGAAGUGCAGUAUGCACCCUAUGGUGGGCUGAAAGUUUAGCUUGAUAAAAAUGUUUUGACAAUAAUUUACAUGUAUAAGUGCCAGAAUUUCUGAUUAUAAUCGUAAGUGAUGUACUGUAGCUCUACUACUCUUCAUCAUGCUAUUUUGUUUGUUCCAAUUAUUAGACACAAACUUGAAUGCCAUAGUGUUUAAAUGUAUUUAAGAUGUGUUAAAUAAUGGUAAAUGAAACGAGGUGAACAUUGGGCUAUGUUUUGCAUUUGUCUACUAUUAUUUAUGCUGCUGACUGUAAAGUUACUCCUAUCUUGAGAAGUAUUUGUAGACAAUUUUUAAAAAUAACAUUAGGGUGUAUUCAAUUGAUCAAUCAUACUUUCGAAUAAAAAUACUAGAGAAAAAUCAAUAUGCUUUGGCUUUCAUUUCAUGGUUAACUCCAGAACUUUGUUGGACAUUGUUAAUUUAGAUGCAUGUAGCUUUCCAGUCAUCCAAAAAAUUUGUAGUUGAGAUCUUCAACAAUUUGUUACCUCACUAGGCUUUGCCACAGGCAGCCCAAUAAAAAGUUAAUUGGGUCACAACUAACUCACAAAACUUACAAAGCAAAAGCUUCUUGUGAAUUGUGUUUGGCAGGCUAAAGUCAUCAGUAUAAAGGCUUGUCCUCCCUCAUUCAUGUAUAGCAGUCUUGAGAUGAAGCUAUAAAAACCUUUUUAGCUUGAUUGUGUAAGUUAGAUUCAUACUCGUGUAGUUUAAAACAGUUAAUAAUUAAUUAUAAUAUUAAUCUUGUGAUUUUAAAAGGCAUGAACAAAAUGGUUGUCAAUCAUUUGGAGAAGUUGUUUGUCACAAAUGAUGCAGCUACAAUAAUCAAGGAAUUAGAGGUAUGGCUUAAAUAAUAAUAUACCAGUGAUACUGACUAGCAGGAACUUUUAACCUUUAUAGAAAACUGAAAUUAGUAUUAAUAUGUAAUAUAUGGAACAUGUUGCCAUGGAAGUGGCUGUUACAGUGCGGCACAAGAUCAAUAGCCCAGUAAAUGUCUGAAACAGAUAAUUUAUACCAAACUUGACAGGUUUAAGAAUCCCAACUGACCGAAGGCACACCAGCUGGCUAUUUGCAAGUGUUGCUGUGGAUUUGAUCCAGGGAGUACCAAGAACAAAUGCAGCAAGUGGUCAGGGCAUAUUUCAUCAGCCACCCUGCCACUUGUUAUAGUUAACCCUUUUAGUAGCAGACUACUUAAUCUUCUAAUGAUCAAAUCUGCCUCAUUUACCAUUACACUUUCUACUAUUACUCUUGCGUUGAUGUAUACUCUUACCAUUUUUGUAGAGCUUUAGUAUAAUAUCUUACAAUGUGAGGGCUGAGCGCUCAAAAUCUCCAGAACUGAAUUAUUGAGUGAUCCUUUUUUUUUUGCAAUAUUAUUUAACUGGUAGUUAUUUUAGCCAUGGUUUUUUUGUAUUUGGCCAGGUACUGCUAAAAUGGUUUACACUGUAGUUUAAGUUUACGUUAAGUUUUUGUUUCAUUGUAAACUGACUUUGAUACAUGUACUACUAGGUUCAACACCCAGCAGCCAAAAUGUUGGUGCUAGCAUCACAAAUGCAAGAGCAGGAGGUAUGUAUAUCACAGUGGUGUGCCUGUCAUUGUUAAUAAUCAAUCAGGGAUCAAAAUACCACAGUUCUGUGUUAUAAUCGAUGAUGGAAUAUGUUGAAAUAAUGCUCAAUUGAUUAUUGUGGAAAAUAAGAAAAAAAUUGCUGCAAAUAAAGAUAUUGACACUGAUCAGGGGCAUAACAUCCUUUACGCACAUGCAUACAUUACUUAAGAAAUUGGUAAGUUUUGGUAAGAUUUUCUGUUAUAAGUAAAAGCCAUUUGCAGUGUCGUAACUUGACCUUGUAUUGUGCAGAUUUGUUCCUGUUUGUCUCGCUGUUAUUCCGCAACAUUUUACAUGAAAAAAACAAGUUACCCUUUGAGUAGUGGAAUAAGAUAAAUUUGAAACAUUCUUGAAGUGUUUCAGUGAUUUUGUUACAAAUAGUUAUGGUGAGUCCUGGAACUCAUCUUUUGAAAAAUUAUGAGUCCCAGUCCAGAGCCAUUGAGUCCCAGUUCAAAAAACAAUGAGUUCUAAACUGAAAAUGUUUGGGUUUUAAGUGACCAGGCAUUUACUGAAUCUGAAGACAGACUCAAAACUCUUUAUCACAGUUUACUGAAAUUGAAAUAUAGUCUUUCUAUUAAAACAACAAAGUUGAGGGGACUAAACUAAAUAUGCAUAAAGACUUCACUUCGUAAUAGGAUGACAGAUGAGUGACUUUCAUCCUUAUACAUAAAAACAAAGAAGUUAAAUAUAUGUUGAUAAUUUCAUCACUAAAUUUGCGUAUGAAAAGGGGAGGCGACUGGCCUUGUGCUUGUUAACACUCCAGAACCAGCUCAAAGAAGAAAGUUUUAAAAGCUUUUUUUAAUAUCAUGCUCUAUUGUAAACAAGCCGGUAAACUGCCAAGAUACAUUGUAUGUAUUAAAGAAAAGCAAAAAAUAAUGCUAUUUUGUACAAAGUUUUUAAUACCAUAUGGACCCCUGUGUGUACUUGCCAAAAUGGUGAUGCUACGCCCCUGCUCAUGUGUUGUCUUUGUAAUUGACCAUUAAUUAAGCUAUGGCCCAUUGAUAACCCUUUCUUGAUACAGUUUUUGUAUGUUUCAUCAUGUCACAUCAUGUGGUACAAUGGCUAAAUACUUACUUGCUUUGUUUUGUGCAAUAAUAUUUUUUAUUAGUUGACUCUUGAUAACUCGAACCUCGAGCUAACUUGGACCAAAAUUGAUUUCCCUUAGAUUUGCUUCAUACAUUUACUAUAAUUUUACUCUCAGUAACUCGAACCCUCGAUAGCUUGAACCUCCUGCUAACUCAAAGUAAUUUUUGUUUCCCUUCAGAUCAUUCCUAUAAAUACCCUCAAUAACUCAAACCAUGCUUUAAGCACCUGACAAGUGGAAAAAUGUGAACUACAGUCUGAAACAUUGAAGUUAUUUUAACAACCAUUUAUUCUUUGUCUUUACUUUUUUGUCGGUCCAGUUUAAAUACAGCAGUGUCCAGCACUGUGUAUUUAUCAAGUUUUGCAUGUUACUUGCAUUCAUUCCCCACCCCAUUUCCUCCUUUCGGGUUAUUUGCUUCGUACUCCUGAUAACUCAAACUCCUGCUGACUCGAACUUUUUUCAAUUUCCCUGAAAGGUUCAAGUUAUCGGGAGUCGACUGUACUUUAACUUGAACACAGGAUGGUGAAAAAUGAAUGAAAUGUAACAGAUGAUUGAUCUGUUGGGUUAAUCUGAAGAUUUUUUGAUGUAAUAUAUCAAGCAUGAGAUGCAGUGUUUCAUCACCAGAUGAAACACCGAGAAGAGAGGUGAAAAUAUGCUGGCAGGGGUGUAUUUUUGAUGAACUUUGAGGUGUUUCAUCUGAAUGCUUGAUUUAGAAGGAGAAGUUAAGAAUGCAAAAAUGAGCAAUUUUUCAUCUGAUUUCCAGACACUCAGUAAACAUUAAGUUCCUUUGUAUUUUCUUUAUGAAUAAUUUUAUUAAUGAGUUUGGGAAGAUCAUUUAUGAAAUCUCAGCCAAUUCCCAGCACUAAGUACACUAUGUUACUGCAGAUUUCUAGUUGAUGCUCAUUGUAACUGUGCAGUGCACUGUUAUAAAUGCAUUUUUUGCAUUGAUGGUUGGUCUAUGCGACAUGAGGGCUACAGCUGUAACAUGUAAUUUAAUUGAAAAAUUCAUUUAAACAUAAUAUUAUCAAUUUAUUAUUAUUUUCUUUUAAUUUUUCAGGUCGGAGAUGGCACAAAUUUUGUUUUAGUCUUUGCUGGUGCUCUUCUUGAUGCUGCUGAGGGGCUUCUGAGGACGGUAAAAUUGGCUUAGUUUGUUGUUUGGCUUAAUUUUGUGUUUGUAAUAAUCAACGCAACCUUAGCACGUGAAAGACUCCAGUUUGUUUAUGAAGUAUUAUUAUUAUUAUUAUUCUACAAAAACAUCUUCAGAUCGAUUGAUUGAUCUUUGUGUCCCACGAGAUGCAUGCCAUGAAUAAUUUUGCAUCUUUGGUGCUUUUUAUGCAUCAGGAACGCAGGACGCAGAGGUAAAAAAAAUUACUGAACCGUGUAUAUUUCCCUAGGGUGACCAUUAGACACAGGUUUGACUUGAUGGGGGUCUUAAUAGUACUAUUUCUCACGGUAUUGCUAUUCCAUAUUUUCAAACAUGCUCAGUGAUAAUGAAUAAUUUUGCCUUGUUAGGGUCUCUCCCCUCCUGAGGUCAUAGAAGGUUAUGAAAAAGCAUGCAAGAAGGCUCUAGAAAUAUUACCAGGUAUGUAGAGUGGUCAGGUACCUGUGCAUUUGAGCACCUUUUCACCCUUUAAACCCUAUUAGGCUGAUUUAGCAACAGAACGGGAACAUCAUUAUUUUGACGAUGGGAAAGCGUGCGGAAAGGACUAAACUCGACUUCCGGUGCCCAAUUAGCAGCUCUGUCAUUGGUCAAGCCAGUUGUUUGAUUUGCGCGUUCCGUCAUCAACUGGUGUUCCUGUAAUAUUUGCAGCUAAGCUAAACAGUCACUUGCCAAGCCACAGUAGGUCCUUCUAUUAUGUUAAAGUGAGAUAAACAUGUGGAAACAUGGUGGACAAGGUGCACAGGGGUUAGCAUAGGAUAGUACACACUGGCCAUGCAGACUUCAUUGGCUCAAAAUGUGCCUUUUGAAUUUCAUUGUAUGUUAAUAAUACUAACAAUGAUAAUAAUGGAAACUUUAUUUGUGUUUUUGAAUGUACAAUUGUAAAUCUUGCUACGUAUAGGCAAUUUACAAAUGCUGCUUAAGAUUGGAUUAUUAAAGAAACAAAGCAAAACAAAACAAAACAAAAACAAAAACAAAAAGAAAAGAAAUCAAAAUUCCAUUAAGUCUGGGCUAUUCCAAUUCCUACAUGUAUUUCUACAACAAAAGAUGUAAUAUGUUGCUCUAAUGGCUAUAUUUAUCAUUUUCUUGAUUAUAUAAAGUUGCUGCUUUUUUUCAAUGUCAUUUAUCAUGUCUAAAUAAUAAUAAUAAUAAUAAUAAUAAUAGUUAUUAUUAUGAAGUCGCCAGUGCUCUUUAAAAAAAAGUUAUUAUUAUUAAUAAUAAUAGUAGUGUGAUAUUAUUAUCAUUAUAUUAUUUCUUUCUUUCUUUCUUUUCAGAAUUGACCUGUUCUAGUUUAUCGGAUUUAAGAGACAAAGAUGAAGUUGCCAGUGCUCUUAGAACUGCAGUGGGUAGUAAACAGGUAUGUUGUUGCUAUCUUGUGAUUGUAUGCAUAGAACAUCAGUAAACUGUACCUAUUAUCUGUACCUUACAUGCUCUGCUUUCUUGAAACAAUGAACUGCUUCCUCUUACAGUACAUUUUGACUGCAGUCUUGCCAGUGUAGAAUUGUGUUGCGUAAGAGAUAGAGAUGACCAAACCACAAAAUAGAAAAAAAGCAUCUCUUUCUGAGCUGGAUUUCUUAAUGUAUGAAAGGUUUUUGGAGGGAUCUGAGGAAGCAAGUCACUUCUUAUUCAUUAUUAGAAUCUCCUUUUGAGCUCUCUUGUUUUUUUUUUGUGAAAUAAAGGAGAAUUUAGUAUAUGAUAGCAAUGCUGAUAUUGGAUAAUUUUCUUAUAAAUAUAAUUAUGUUCAUGCUUUUUUCUUUAGUAUGGCAAUGAGGAUUUCUUAUCAGAACUUAUUACAAAGGCUUGUGGUAAGUAAAACAAGUGUGCAAACCGUUUCCUACAUGAAGUUCCUAAAUACUGUAAGUAUCACGAUUAUGAAGUGGAAAGUGUACAUUAAUUUUUCACCUGCAGUAUCACAAGAGAGAUGUAAUAGGCAUCAAGUAUGGACUGACUGUAGUAGUUAAUCAGCAAUAAACAAAAAAAUUUGUUUUGGGUGCCUUGGUUGAACCUUUUUCCUCUUAAGGGAAAGAGCAAGGUGUCCAUUAGGCAUCAGAGAUCGGAGAAUUCUCCGUUUACUGCCCAGAAUUCUCCCACUAAGGUUCAUUAGCCUAUGAAUAUUUAUUAUUCUGCGUGGAGCCUCUUUUUAAAUAUUCUUCGCUGAUGUUACACCUUUUUCCUGCUACCAGAAUUCUUAUGGCCAAAUUUGUUGUAUCGCUGCGCAUUUGCAAACUUCGAAUGGGUUUUUCUGUUCCAUCAAUCAUUUGAGUGGGGGCGGAGUUAAUGCAAAUCACAACUCGCCCAGCUUGGCCCACAAAAACAAAACUGAGAAUGACUCUAGACUGCUCAAGAAUAGCGAAGGAAAUCACGAUGAUGAGUGGACGUUUUGUAGAGGGCAGGAGGCAGACAUUGUUUUAUUCUUGCAAGAGACUUGGAAGAAUAAGACAUCAGAAAAAUCUUUGAAGAAAACUAGUUGAUUAUUGCCUGAAAGAGGGCGAUCUCAAGCAACAAACGUUGAAAAACAGAAACAAACAAAGUGGAUCGAAAUGCAUCAAUCACAAGUAAACACGUGUUUCCUAAGAGGACCACUACGAUAACUGACGGAACAGAAAAACCCAAAAUUCUUUCUAAGUUUGCAAAACACGCAGCGUAAUAUUUAUGAAUUUGCCUAUAAUGAGUGCACUUUCCUUACUGCCAUGAAUAUUUGUUAAUUAUGUAUCUUUCUUUAGUAAUUCUCUUUACUUCAACCUUGAUUGAUGAUGUAGACUCUUGCAACUUACAUGAUACAAUUCCUGGAAUUUUCCAUGUCACCAAUAUUAGUUUUUACCCAGUUUUACGUUUUUUAAAAUCUUAGUAUAUUCUAUAUUUUCUUUUUCCUUUUUUAUUCCUUUACCAAAAUUAAUAUAAAAUUUAUAUACAUUCUAAGUAACCCUGGGAAAACAGCUGACAUUUGGCGAUGCUACCACUGGUUUCCCUGCCAAAGGACGUCUCAGAAACGAGCACAGAAAUUCCACACUGGUGAUGCGUCGCUUCUUAUUGGUUGAAUCAAAUUUCCCAUGCAGUACGACCAAUCAGAAGCACUACUCAGAUCAGGGUAGUGAUGCGUCAUCAGUGUGGAAUUUCUGCUCUCGUUUCUCAGACGACAUUUGGCACGGAAACCAGUGGCAGCGUCGCCAAAUGUUGGCUGUUUUCUCAAGCUAACUCUAAAUAUGUUAUUAAUAAUUUUUAGUUGCCCAAUGAAGUAACAUUCCUGCACAUAAGUACAAAAGAAGAGAGCAUUGUCUAACAACACAGUUGGAGACAUCACAAAUUGAUCAAGUCUAUAAAGUGGAAAUGAAAGUGCUUUAAAUUAAGGAGCUUAAGCUAGUUCAGGACAAAUACUUAUCAUUUUUUUGUUGCUUUGGUUCUCAGUCUCCAUCCUGCCACAGAAAGCUACAUUUAAUGUAGAUAAUGUGAGAGUAGCCAAGAUUUUGGUAAGUUUGAAAAGAUCUGAGGAAAAACCAUGUUAAGCUCUUCACCAUCCCUUAGAUUAUGCUAGGUUAGGGUAGGUUAACACUCCAUCUUGCAACUGAGUCAGAAUCCUAAUCAGAAGCACAAGUAUUAGGAAGUCGUACCCUUGAGUUUUCGUUGUACUCAUGGCUGUAUUCCCUAGGAUCUUGUGAAAACCAGAUUUUCAGGGUCAAAGAGAAGAAUCAAAAGAAGGUCUAUUGAUUUUUUCUUCCCUUUUUUACUUAUAAAUGAAGGGGAAAACACAUUAAAUUAUGCGUAAUAUACAUAAUUUAAAAGAAAAGAAUCUCAAAAGAUGAGGAAGUCUUAAGAAGCCACUUCCUCUAUACAUUAGAUUUAGUUGUUAGUAUAGUCAUUAAAAGAGAAAAGAAUUAAAGGAUAACAGCUUAUAAUAAAUUAAUUUACAAAAUGUAUGGAAAAUAUUUAAGGGAAAGUUAAUCAUCUAAUAAUUAGUAAUAAAUUACAAAUGAUUAAUUGAGAAUUCUGUAAAAUAAUUAAAUAUGAUUUAAGUAAACGUUUAAAGGUUCUUAUGUUAUUUGAUCUAAUUAUUGAGCGAGUUAAGGAGUUCCACAUUGUGUAGUCACUAUAGGUGGGACUGAGCCCUAGGAGGGGCUGAAGGGAAAUUGAGGUGGGGGUUUGCCACCUAGGCUCAUAUGCAAUAGCAUGUAUGAGUUAUCAGAAAACUUUCAUUUUAACUGUAUCUUAUUUAUGUAUUAUGAUAAUUCCUCAUAUGCAAAUGAUACUACCUUAAUAAGAUUGUUGUUGUCGUGUUAGGGUUCUGGUAUUCAUAGUUCAGAGGUUGUUCAAGGAAUGGUUUUCAAGCGAGAGGUUGAAGGUGAUAUUAAGGCACUUAAGGAUGCAAAAAUUGUAGCAUUUUCUUGUCCACUGGAUUCCAUGGCGACAGAAACUAAGGUGAGAUGAGUUAUUAGAUAAAAAAAUGUUUAUAACUGUGCAGAGAUCCAAGGAAUUGGGUCAAAUUCGCAGGCAUCUAAGCAUGACCACAUCAUGAAGUGAACAAACAUUUGAUGUUUUCAGCCUUUUUAUCACUUUUUAAAUAAUGAAGGUCUGUAAAUCAGACUUGUUGAAGGUUUUUGGAUGUAAGUAGCUUGCAAAUCUAGUUGUAUUUCCAGUUGUCACUUAUCUCAGCCCAAAAAGUGAUGUCUGCUCAUAAUAUUUAUGCCACAGAAAUGGUUUUGGGCUCCCACUUGCAGAGGUUACUUUUUGGUGAGAAAGAAGGGAAAAAUUAAACUAUUUCUGCAGUUGCUGGCUAGGUUAAUUGUUUACCACAUUCAAAGGGGCAAUGUCUAAUUAAUUUCAAUAUUUCAUAUGCUAAACAUGUGCUGACGUUGGACAAAAAAAAUCAGCUACUUUGCUCAGAGAAGUUGGCUAAUCCUCCCCCCUCCAAAAAAAAAUCAAUGAAAGAACUUUCAAACAUCAUUGAUACAGUCAAUUACACUACUCAUACCAGUUGCUUCUUCUAAGCUAGCCCUCACGUAGAUCAAACACAUUUACUUCAGAAAAGAAGAGUGAGCAAAAUGCAAGUUUAAGGGGAAAAUUGGGGGCUUAAAUGGUUGGACAUGAGAAAAUGGAUAAACUGAUGAAACACAGGUCAAAGGCAGAGGAUGUGUUGAUAACUAAAAUUAUCAAAAGGCUAGUCCUCACCCUUGGUAUGUUGAAUUAUUUGCUCUCAAUUUGUUCAGGGUACAGUGUUGAUCAGAAAUGCAGCAGAGUUAAAGAGCUUCAGCAAGGGAGAGGAAGAACACUUAGAAAAGGUAAGCUCCAGUAUCUUUGCAGCCGUCAUAGACAGAUGAAGCUGAUUUCAAGCUGAUUUCUAAGCUGAUUGCUUUCUUUGUGUCACAUAAAUCAGGCUGCCUUUUGCAUGAUCUUCCUGCAUGAAUUUGUCUGGUGGCAAUUGUUGGAGUAUUGUCAUCAGGUGCCUGUAUGAGCAAGGCUUUUGAGUCACUUAGCUUUCAGUUGGUCAUAAACGAACUACGCACCAUAAUUUUUAGGGAGUUACCGUAAAAUUCCGAAAAUAAGCCCCAGGGCUUAUAUUUUUCAAAGGCCCUUUUUGAGGGGCUUAUUUUUGGAGGGGCUUAUAUUCGGAGGGGCUUAUCUACGGAGGGAAAUUUGCGUUUCAAACUCGAUUGGGCUAACCUAAAAGUUGGAAGUAAAUUUACCAUUUUUUCUUUGUUUUACGUUGUAUUCGAGGGCAAUUUUCCAAGUACAAGCCCCUGGGGGGCUUAUAUUUGGAGGGGCGAUUUAACGGAGGGUUUUUUGCGUUACCGGUUUGGGGGGCUUAUAUUUGGAGGGGCUUAUACAUGGAGGGGCUUAUUUUCGGAAUUUUACGGUAUUACAACUCCAAAAAUGGAGUAAAAAUUUUAGGUACAGGAUAACCCCUUUUUGGGGGUUACUUUAACUCCUAAUUUAACUCCAAAUAAGGAGUUAAAUUAGCCCCACUAGAGGAGUUAUUGUAACUCCUUGAAAAUUACUGUGCAGGCUUACUAAUUCUCGGAUAAAAGUGUGCAAGCCAGAGGGAAGGGGUACUGAGACCAGUGACUGCGCGGAGGUAAAAAUAGGAUUUUCUCAGGGGUCCACAUUUGGACCACUUAUGUGGAAUUUUCUUUGAGAACGAUGUGCCUCACGUAAUAUUAGAGUCUAAUGCUUCAAAGUUAGUGGAUGUCCAUCAGGUCUACAGAGCAAAGAAAACAACUGAGACUGUAGAAAUACGAUCAUGAGAGGAUAAGAAAGUGGCACCAAGAAAAGCUAUUGAGUAAAGUCAUUUACAAUUAAGAUCAAGCUAUGGUUGUGUAAAAUGACUGGAAUUCAUAGGAAAAUAGGAAAGUUGAUCUAGGUAUUUGAGGUGACAAAGUGAAACAAAUACAGUCCAUUAAAAUCAUUGGUGUAAUCUUGACAGUAAUUAUAAGUGUUGCAUGUUAGAAAUACAGUAGUUAGGAUGGUCUAACCUAAAAUGUAUUUUGUUGUAGCAAAUCAAGGCUAUUGUCGAUGCUGGUGUUAACUGUAUUGUAACUGGUGGCAAGGUCGCUGAGAUGGCCCUUCACUUUUGUAACAAGUAUAACAUUUUAGUUGUCAGGUGUGUAUAACUUCUUUUGAGUUAUUAUCCUGAAGCACAAUGGACUCAUGUUGAUAUCAUUGUUUGCAGGCUAAAUUCAAAGUUUGAUUUGAGAAGACUCUGUCGAUCAGUUGGAGCUACAAUACUUCCCAAAUUUGUAAGUUUGCAUAAUAGCUUUUUUUUAUUCUCCCACCAUUGGCUACCUCGAUUUUCAGCCACUGAUCUAAAAGUAAGUCCGAGACUGAAAUCAAGAGAGCAGCGGAAGUUGAACUUACCAAGUUACAUCAGAAUGAAAAUAGUCUUCGGGCAAGUUCCCCAUUGGAGAAGAGUGCUGCUCCAAUCUUUGGCAGCUUUCGCACCCGUUGCUUUCAAUUGACGUUAUUUUUCUUGUAUGAAACUGGUUUCUUGUAGGGGGUGCUAAGUAAAUUUGAGCAACGCUCAAAAAAAUGUACUUCUGAUACCUUUUAUGAGACACUGGUUCUGUCAUUUCUAGAAGGACCAUUGAUGUCAUGAGACCUUGUUCCCAGAUUCCCUCGUCUUCUUGUCCCACUAGUAGUAGUAGUAGUAGUAGUAGUAGCAGCAGCAGCAGCAGCAGCCGCGUCGUCGUCGUCGUCGUCGCCGCCACCGCCGCCGCCGCCGCCGCCGAGCUAAUUUUCUGCUACUGCUACUGCUACUGCUACUGCUACUGUGCUACCACCGCCGCCGCCGCCGCCGGCGGCGGUGGUAGCACAGUAGCAGUAGCAGUAGCAGUAGUAGUAGCAGCAGUAACAGUAGUAAUUAUAAUAUCCCAGUAAGAAGAAUUAUCAUUCAACAAGCAGCGUUAAUCAUUUUGUUGAACUGAGCUUAGUCUUCGAGGUCUUGUGAAAAAUAGGGGGAAGACAGCACUAAAAAUCAUUGGUUACUGAAUACUUGUGUCUCCCAUCAUUCCAGACAACUCCCACAUCAGAGGAGAUAGGUCACUGUGAUGAAAUCAAGGUGUCAGAGAUUGGUGACACUUCGGUUACUAUUUUUAAACAAGGUACUAAACUACUUAAUAUAGCGAAGUGGAUUAUUCUUGCAAUCAAGAGAUGAUAAAGUUUAAGAGAAUGAAUCUCUCCUAUUGGCCUUACAUGAUGAUGCCGAUUGAUUUCGAUUCGCCCGAUGCGUAUUUGUCGUCUUUAAACCUGAGGAAAGAAAUAAGGGUGAAAAUACAGUGAAUGUACACAUGGAAUCCAAGCUUAACUAAAAUAACAUCUCCGAUAAGUAUGUUCUCCCUGUCUCGUUUGGGUGUUGUAUCUCAUUGGGCGAAUCGACUUACGUCCGGCGGAACGCCGUCCGGCGAAUUGACUUUCGGGCGAAAGGACCGCAAUUUAUACAUCCACACCCACGCAAAAGGAGCAUCUCAAGUCUCGUCGCCAGUCCUACUCAUUUCAUCUCCUGUAAUCUUGUGUCUUAGAGCGCGAGGAGACGGCUGUAUCUACUGUUGUAAUCCGGGGUUCCACCGAGAAUAUCAUGGACGAUAUUGAGCGAGCUGUUGAUGAUGGAGUGAACACGUUUAAAGCGCUCACCCGCGAUGAUCGCUUUGUACCAGGAGCUGGUGCCACGGAAAUUGAACUGGCUAAGCAGAUAUCCAGCUUUGGAGAGGUACGUUGAGUUACAGGUCUUGACAUAUACCUAUCAGUGUCACUCAGCUUUUGAAUUCAAAGUCGCUGAGGCUUGGUAAUUAUAUAUGUGAAACGUUUAACUUUACUGCACACGCUUUUCCUUUGUUACAAAGAAAGAUUUUAAAAGCCUGCUAUUGGUUUCCUAACUGCAGUUGAACCUCCAUGUGUGAAAAAGGCGCAGAAAAGGGGUUGGGGGAGGGGGGAAACACGAAAGGUAAAAAAUCCCCUCUCCCCAUUCCCUUCCCUAUCCGGCGCCCGCCCUUUAGACGCCUACAAGUAGGUGACAUGCGCCUCCUCUCCUAAGCGACCAGUUUGGAUGGUGGCUGUGGAGAGUCUUGACCGUGUGAACUUGUAUUGCGUACUAGCCGUUAACUGUUUUUCCUGUUUUCCGUCAGACUUGUGCAGGCCUUGAACAAUAUGCCAUCGACAAAUUUGCCGAAUCCUUGGAGGUUAUUCCCAGGACCCUCGCGGAAAAUGCUGGUGUGAAGCCCACAGAGUUGAUAUCUAAGCUCAAAGCUGCCCACCAGGGUGGGGAUAAAAAUGCUGGCUUUGAUAACGAGGUAUAGUUGAAGUCCUUAAUAACGUAAUGUAAAAUUUGAUUUCAACACGGAGAUAAUGAGCAGAAAAAUAGAACAUAGCUUGAAAAUCUUAGACGGUAGCCACAAAAAUAAAAUAAAUGUUAGAUAAUACUAAAAAUUUUCAAUUCGAUUUAAAAAAGAGAAGAAAACCAGAUAAGAAUAUGCUUAGUAUAGUGCACAUGCUAAAAAUUAUAUAGCUAAAAAAUAUAUAUUUACCAAUCCUGAAUCUAGUUGUUUGAUAAAGUUUUGUUGUUUUGUUGCCGACCGUAUUUGGUCUGUUAAGUUGUUCCGCAUCUUUGGGUCAUCGUUUAUAAAUGUGUUAGCGUAGAAUCUUGGAAUUUUUGUUUUGACCCUUUUAUUUUACAGUGGAAUCAUGAUUUUCAAACGCCUUUUUGGGAAAAGCUAAUUAGACCGAAUUAUCAAGAGGUUCGAAAAAUCGGGGAUGAAAAAGGUCAUUUCCGAGGGGGGACAAGUUCUAAUCUAACGUGGUGACACUGACAUAUAUGAUCUGACAUAACUUUGGAUGUGGUUUUUCUUAGGGUGGUGGAGCUGCAGUGAAAGACGCAGUAAAAGCAGGAAUCUUAGACUUGUAUCUUGUAAAGCACUGGGCUAUCAAGUUCGCGACUGAUGCUGCUGUUACAGUACUUAGAGUGGAUCAGGUAAGGGAACACAUUUGUGUCGUGCCGUAG